Ciona intestinalis (vase tunicate) is the source of this 1287-nucleotide messenger RNA. NCBI's taxonomy places the organism in Eukaryota, Metazoa, Chordata, Ascidiacea, Phlebobranchia, Cionidae. The record is from RefSeq and is a predicted model, not a curated record.
AUUUAUGUAAGUUAUGUACCUACUUUCUUUUUGCGUUUUGGCUUUGUCUGUGCUGCCAGCGGCAAGUGGGAAUGAAUGUAGUGGAACAGUGAUACAGGCAUCUGAUCGUAUUGAUUGCAACGUUCGUCCGAAUGACCAGGCAACUUGUGAGGCUGCAGGUUGCAAGUGGUGUGCCAAUGACGAUGGUAGAAUAGCCAAAUGCUUUUUAAACAAGGCGACCAGUUUAGAAGUUUUAGAAGCAGCAGCAGCGGGUUGUUCAUCAACCAGCAACUGCAAAGUAAGAAUCAACUGCCACCCUGACAUUAUAACAUAUGCGGUUUCCCAAGCUUCGUGUGAGAUGCGUGGUUGCCUGUGGUUGGGACCUGCAGCUGUACAAGACCAACCACGUUGUGUUUACUACAAUAAACCAGUAUCAACAACAGCUACGUUACCAAGUGGAGCAUUCCCGAAAGUGGAAGCUUUCCUUAACUGCACAUCAUGCUCAACUUGUAACUUGAAAUAUAAAUGUCUCGAAAACGAAGCGAACCCGAACCUUAACAAUGAGAAAAGAUGCCAAAGGGAAGGCUGCAUUUGGUGUAAUGGGGAAUGCAUAUUCGGGCAACCGUCAGCUUUGAGGACGCUUGCUUCUCAAUGUACUUCGUGUUCCAACUGUCCGGCGAACGCUUACAUAAAGGCAGGCUCCGAAGAAGAAUGCAACAAGCGAGGAGCAACUUGGUGUUCCAGUAGAGAAUCGUCACCUGAAGACAGAAGAUGUGUUCUGUUGAAAGAAUAUAGUAAAGAUACUUGUAACUCAAGGAACUUAGCUGAAAAGACGUGCAAAUCAUGCAGUUCGUGUUCUACGAUUUUCGACUGCAAGUCGGUCGCCGGGGAAAAUCAAACUUCGUGUGAGAACAAGGGAUGUUUAUGGUGUCCCAACAGCGACUCCAAGCCAGUUUGCAGAUAUGGUUCUAUUGGCUAUCAAUGCAUUUCGAAGGACAUAUGCGAUAUCCAAUUUCCUCGUUUCCAGAAAAUACAAUUCGAGCUUAAAACGAUUCAGCGUCCACAUCUUAAACGACUGAUGGAGGUACUCUGCUACUCUCAACUUGGUGUCUGGGCUCCAGAUACAGCGGAUAAGUGUUUGGCGGCCUUUCCGCUGCGAAAUUCCCCAAUAAAGAAAGACCUCUAUGCUAAAUAUAACAUUGUGUAGCCUAAGCUGUGUGUAUUAAAGUUUUUCUAAUAUAUUCAGUCUCUUUGGUGCUCUCUCUGUAUAUCGUCUAUAAAAAUUACACUUUACAAUUUAGCCUUACC